This is a messenger RNA of Acanthisitta chloris (rifleman), 1071 nucleotides long. RefSeq names its product homer homolog 3 (Drosophila) (gene HOMER3). Gene Ontology annotation, biological process: G protein-coupled glutamate receptor signaling pathway; regulation of store-operated calcium entry. NCBI's taxonomy places the organism in Eukaryota, Metazoa, Chordata, Aves, Passeriformes, Acanthisittidae. The transcript is spliced from 9 exons. The record is from RefSeq and is a predicted model, not a curated record. Gene Ontology annotation, cellular component: dendrite; postsynaptic density; cytoplasm. Gene Ontology annotation, molecular function: G protein-coupled glutamate receptor binding. Bases 1 to 1071 code for a protein of 356 amino acids.
AUGUCAACAACUAGGGAGCAGCCAAUCUUCAGCACCAGGGCCCAUGUUUUCCAGAUCGACCCUGCCACCAAAAGGAACUGGAUCCCUGCCAGCAAACACGCCCUGACUGUCUCCUACUUCUACGAUGCCACACGCAACGUCUACAGGAUCAUCAGCGUGGGGGGCACCAAGGCAAUCAUCAACAGCACCAUCACCCCCAACAUGACCUUCACAAAGACAUCCCAGAAGUUUGGCCAGUGGGCUGACAGCAGAGCCAACACUGUCUAUGGCUUGGGCUUUGCCUCGGAGCAACAUCUCUCCCAGUUUGCAGAGAAGUUCCAGGAAGUGAAAGAAGCAGCUCGUUUGGCCAGGGAGAAGUCCCAGGAUAAGACAGAGCUGACCAAUCCUGCCCUGAACAUCACAUCCCACCAGGUCCUUCCCAGCCCCAUCAUCAGCUCCAACGGGCCUGGAGAGGAUAAACUCUUCAGGAGCCAAAGUGCUGACGUGGAGAUCACGACAGAGAAGGAGAGGCUGAAGAAGAUGCUCUCAGAAGGCUCAGUGAGUGAGGUCCAGUGGGAAGCUGAAUUCUUCAGCCUCCAGGACAACAACAACAAACUCGUGGCUGCUCUGCAUGAAGCCAACGCCAACGUGGACCAGUGGAAGAAGCAGCUGACAGCUUAUCAGGAGGAGACGGAAACGCUGCGCCAGAGGGUAGCAGAGCUGGAGUCCCAGGGCACUCAGGAUUCCUCCAGUGAGAACAACAAGGAAGACCUGAGCCAAACCCUGGAGGAACUGGAACUGCUGAUCAAGGCUAAAGAUGAGGAGAUUCAGAUGCUAAAGAGCCAGAAGUGUGGGCGCUGGGAGGCAGAGGGGGAGCGUGAGGAGACCCUGCAAAAGCUGCAGGAGCUGGAGGCCAGGAAUGCAGAGCUGGAGCAGAGACUUCACCUGGCUGAGCAGACCCUGGCAGAGACCUUGGCCGAGAGGGAGAAGAUCCAGACUGAGGUGACCAAAGUGGCUGAAAUUAUGGAUGUGAAGAUCUUCGAGCUCAGUGAGCUCCGGCAGGGACUGGCCAAACUGGUAGAGAGCAACUGA